This is a messenger RNA of Mixia osmundae IAM 14324, 567 nucleotides long. RefSeq lists its product as uncharacterized. NCBI's taxonomy places the organism in Eukaryota, Fungi, Basidiomycota, Mixiomycetes, Mixiales, Mixiaceae. The coding region runs from base 1 to 567 and encodes 188 amino acids. The record is from RefSeq and is a predicted model, not a curated record. Gene Ontology annotation, cellular component: fungal-type vacuole membrane; vacuolar transporter chaperone complex. The transcript has 4 exons.
AUGAGCGGCUAUGGAGCAACGACGGCGACGACGGCGCCGGCCAAGGCAGCUCAGGUGAGCAGGAUCGAGCCAAAAGUCUACCUGGCAGCCGAACGAACGCUGCUCAACUGGCUACGGGUCGCACUCUUGAUUGGCUCAUUCUCGCUGGCUCUGUUCAACGCAAAGGCAGCCACAGAGGAUGGCAGAGCAGGCGAGACACUCGGCAAGAUCAUGGGCUUCAUCUACGCUCUCAUCAGCGUAGGCGUCAUCGGCUACUCCUACUUCAUGUUCGAACUCAGACGGAAGCGCAUUGGCCAACGCUAUGGCGGCCAUUUUGAUGAGCUCUAUGGGCCAAUGGUGAUCUGCGUCACCCUCUUUCUCGCCGUGCUCGCCAAUUUCAUCUUGCGCGUCGUCAACAGAGUCAACACGGUACCCACCCCCAAGCAUCCGUGGGCAGCCAGCUUCCUCUCAUCAUUCGUCACGCUCGAAAACCGACUGCCGGCCUACGCUGCCGCCCUGCAUGAGCGUACACGAGUAUCCCAAACGUGUGCAUGCUGCACAUGGCAGACACUGAUUAAUCUCGUCUAA